This is a messenger RNA of Micromonas commoda, 435 nucleotides long. RefSeq lists its product with no specific name. The annotation marks the transcript as partial. The record is from RefSeq and is a predicted model, not a curated record. The transcript has a single exon. Lineage: Eukaryota; Viridiplantae; Chlorophyta; Mamiellophyceae; Mamiellales; Mamiellaceae. Gene Ontology annotation, biological process: protein deubiquitination. Gene Ontology annotation, molecular function: deubiquitinase activity.
AUGUCGCUCGUCACCCUGCACGUGUACGACAUCACCAACACCCAGUACGAGGCGGCGAACGCCUCCAUCCAGGGCCUGAACCGAUUCACCAAGGACAUCCUCGGGGCUGGGGGAAUCUUCCACGGCGCCGUGGAGGUGAACGGCGACGAGUGGUCGUUCGGGUACUGCGACCGGGGCAGCGGAGUGUACUGCUGCAGGCCGAGGGGGAACACGGGAUACACGUACAGGGAGAGUAUUCCCCUCGGGGUCACGGCGCUCUCGCCCGCGCGAGUGCGAAACAUCCUGGGCGCGCUGCAGGCGGCGUGGCAAGGGCACGAGUACGACCUCCUCGCGCGAAACUGUAACCACUUCUGCGAGGCGUUCGCCGAGAUGCUCGGCGUCGGGUCGUUGCCGGCGUGGGUCAACAGGUUCGCGUCGCAGGCGGACGCGACGGUC